Messenger RNA from Branchiostoma belcheri (Belcher's lancelet), 1449 nucleotides. Its product is annotated as choline monooxygenase, chloroplastic-like. NCBI's taxonomy places the organism in Eukaryota, Metazoa, Chordata, Leptocardii, Amphioxiformes, Branchiostomatidae. Bases 220 to 1449 code for a protein of 409 amino acids. The transcript has 6 exons. Gene Ontology annotation, molecular function: 2 iron, 2 sulfur cluster binding; iron ion binding. The record is from RefSeq and is a predicted model, not a curated record.
UGCACUUUACAACUAUGGAUAAAGGCGUUCCUUCUAUUUCACAGAAGUUUAUAGUUGCAAGAGAGUUGCAAUCCAUGCAGUUGAACACUGCCCCGAUACACCACAGUUUGUCAAGGAAAGUGUUCUGAACUACAAACAGGUAACUUAUUUGGAUGUGCCCGUGCACGCAUGUAGGUCAACCCGGGGUCUGUUUACACACCGAACAGUGAUCGUACCAUCAUGAGGGGGUUGUACAAAGUCGGCUGUAUUUUUGUGAAGGAUCCAACCUUGACUUCCAUCCUUCAGGUGUUUACCAAGCCUUUAUCCACCACCAGUUCCUCUGUGGCCGCAGAGGUUCACAAGUUCUGUUUGGAAACACCUAUUGAGGAAGCCACCACGCCUCCUGCUAGCUGGUACACAGAUGAACGUCUGCACGACCUGGAGAUGAGAACGGUGUUCCGGCGGAACUGGGUAGCCGUGGGCGUGACUAACCAAGUGGCGAGACCUGGACAGUUCUUCACAGGUUUACUGGGUGCAGACCCGUUUGUGGUGGUACGAGACCAGUCUGACCAGCUGAGGGCCUUCCAUAACGUGUGUCGCCACCGGGCUAACAUCGUGGUCAGACAGGAGGAGGGUCAGACUGACCAGUUCACCUGCUGCUACCACGGCUGGACAUACAGACUGGACGGCAGACUAUCCAAAGCUCUGCGGUUACGCAGAAUCAAGAACUUCUCAGCGCGUGAGAACGGCCUGAAGCCGGUAGCGGUUCGGACGUGGGGCCCGGCGGUGCUGGUACGGCUGGAGGGAGACGGCAGGACGGACUUCCAGGAGAAAACCUCUCCGUUAUUACAUCAUCUCGACUCUCAGGGUUUCACACAGGGGAUGACACACAUCUGUCGGCGCUACUAUGACACCAGGUGUAACUGGAAACUGUUGGUGGAGAAUGCCCAGGACCACAACUCACAUGUGGAGUAUGUCCACAAGGACCUGGCAAAGAUCGUAGACCUGCCAUCCACCAAAGUGGAAGCUACGGACCUGUACAGCAAAAUGACGGGUCUAGGAGCAAAGGAAAACGAUGAGUCUACAGAAGGCCAGCGUUACGGAGAGGGGUACACGGUAGCAAACCUCUUCCCAAACCUCGCUGUCAACCGCUACGGUCCGUGGCUGGACACCAACCUACUCCUACCCCUGGCCGCUGACCGCACACGGAUAGUCAUGGACUACUUCUUAGAGGAAGACUUCGUCAAAAACACAAGCGAGAAAGAACUGGCGGAUUUCAUAGAGACGAGUUUGAAGGACAGUGACCAGGUGCAAAAGGAGGAUAAUGAUAUCUGUGAGAAUGUACAGAGGGGACUGUUGUCGUCUGCCUAUGAUGUAGGACGGUAUCUGCCCAUGAUAGAACAUGGUCCACACAUGUUUCAUGUGUUCCUGGGUACAGAGCUCAGAAAGGGACUGGAGUUAGGGCAGUAA